AUGCCGCCCAAAGGAAAAGCAUAUCAGACCGACUGGCUCUGCUCUGCAACAUCGAACGUCCACAUUGCAAAUCACAAAGGCUGGUUCACCACAUUUACGGCAUUUACAGGCCCGCUGGACUCCAUCCAUCUAGGCCCGAGCUCUGCAGGAGGGGAGGUCCACGGAAUCGGAGACGUGGAAUUGGAAGUCACAAAAGCUCUGGAUCAAGGGCGGAUCUUCACCAAGAAGAUCAUCUUACAUGACGUGUUAUAUGUCCCGACUUUCAUCGCCAAUAUCUUCGGACAACUUGCAGGAACGGGUUACCGGACGGGUGGUUUGAAGUUCCGGAAAGUGGUUGAGCGGACGACGGGAAAGAGUGUUGGUAAAAUUGAUGAAAAGGCUGUUCUUCCUAGAUUGUGGCUCAAGAAGCAGCAGGUGGGACGUUCUAGCUUGGAUCCAAACAUGAGGUACUGCAUUAAUGCGUGGUGGUCUGAAGAGGAACGUGCCCGUUGGAGUGCCCAUCGAUUGACUUGCCAGUCUACAUAUACGCCCGAGGAAAAGGCGUGGUUGAAGAAGAACUUUYGUGGGGAAUAUCGUUUCUUGCGAGGACAGAGAUUGAGUAUCUAUAAAGAUGUCGAUCGGGAAGAGGGCAGGAAGAUUGUGAGGCAGAUGAUGGCUGACGAUGUUGAUAGAGAAGCCGGAGGAGAGUAG
Messenger RNA from Ramularia collo-cygni, 690 nucleotides. RefSeq lists its product as uncharacterized. Lineage: Eukaryota; Fungi; Ascomycota; Dothideomycetes; Mycosphaerellales; Mycosphaerellaceae. The record is from RefSeq and is a predicted model, not a curated record. The coding region runs from base 1 to 690 and encodes 229 amino acids. The transcript has a single exon.